ACUCCAUGAACGUAGUGACACGUCGAGUUAUCUCGACCAAUCGUGUUGAGCCAACGUGCUCCACGAUCGAUUCUCUACGUGGCUGAAACAACAGAAAUACUAGUGCCCGCCUCAUUCGCUUACCCGCAUGGCUCACCGAGAGUCCGGAAACUUUCUCACUCUCGUUAAACAAGUGAGUGCGACAAGGACAGAUAGAUACAGUAUUACACAGUGGUAACUCGACCUCUCUCUUUCUCUCCCUCAGGUAACCUUGCCAUCGAUUAAGUAGCGAUUUCAGGUGAGAUUGCGUGUCCGUGUGCCGCCUGCGUGGCGCGCUCGGGCAUGUCUGGACAUGUCAGAAUGAAAAUGAAGAUGGCCGCCGAGGUGAGGUGGCUCGGCCCGGUUCUCACGUUUUCGUUAAUUUCGCUCAUUCUCGCAGAAACUCCUCAUCGCAAAUUCGAAUACAAGUUUUCCUUCAAGCCGCCAUACCUCGCACAAAAGGAUGGGAGUGUACCUUUCUGGGAAUACGGCGGAAAUGCCAUUGCCAGUUCCGAGAAUGUUAGAGUAGCUCCGUCUCUUAGGAGCCAAAAGGGUGCAAUAUGGACGAAGGAGAAAACGAACUUCGACUGGUGGGAAGUGGACCUUGUAUUUCGAGUCACUGGGCGAGGAAGGAUAGGUGCCGAUGGCUUAGCAUUUUGGUACACCGAAAAUAAAGGUGACUACGAUGGCACUGUAUUUGGCAGCUCCGAUCGAUGGAAUGGUCUUGGAAUUUUCUUUGACUCCUUUGACAAUGACAAUAAACACAAUAACCCAUAUAUCAUGGCUGUUAUCAACGACGGGACAAAGAACUUUGACCAUGCAAAUGAUGGCUCAACGCAGUUAUUAGCCGGUUGCUUAAGAGAUUUCAGGAACAAGCCAUUCCCUACUCGUGCAAAGAUAGAGUACUAUCGUAACACCUUAACGCUGUACUUCCAUAAUGGAAUGACAAAUGCGGAACAAGACUUUGAUAUAUGCAUGCGAGCAGAGAAUAUCGUGUUACCAAGAUACGGGUACUUUGGAGUCUCCGCAGCCACUGGUGGGCUGGCGGAUGAUCACGAUGUCUUACAUUUCUUGACAACGUCACUCCAUCCACCUGGCCAGAUCGCUUCAGAUGGUCGAAGGGCCACCAGCGAAGAAGAAGCGAAGCUGAGCCAAGAGUACCAAGACUACCAAAAGAAGCUUGAACAGCAGAAAGAGGAUUACCGAAGGGACCAUCCUGACGAGCGACAGCACAAGGAAAACGUAGACGAAUGGUACGAAACCGACAAUCAAAGGGAACUCCGUCAGAUCUUCUCCGGACAGAGCCAGAUGUUCGAUGCUCUGCGAGAACUCAGCAGAAAAUUGGACGAGGUUGUUGGUAGACAAGAGAGGACCCUCAGUCUAAUAUCGCAGAUCCAAGUUGGAGGAAUUCAAGCCACGGGUGGCCAGCCAGGACAGGUGCAGCUUAUCGAUACGAUUCGUAGACAAGAAGUGGAUGCUGUCUUGAAUAAUCAGAACGUCAUCUUGAACACUGCGAGAGAAAUUAAAUCCUUCGUCGGGGAGGUCCACUCGAAAGCUGACACUAUCCUUAACAAUCAAGCACGAGCUCCGACCGCUCAGGUCCAGCCGAUGGGCUACGACUACCAGUCGUUGAUUUCCGAGAUGCGAGACGGCCUCCACGUUGUUAAGAGGGACGUCGCACAGACGAACUCCAAGUUGGAAUCCGGAGCACUGAAUUGCCCGACCACCAGCUGCUUGAGCACGACGAUGUUCCUCGUGUUCCUGGCGGUCCAGAUGGUCAUUUUCUUGGGAUACAAUAUGUACAGAGACAAUAAGGAAGCACAAGCAAAGAAGUUCUACUAAGCCCUGGAACAAACGUUGGAAGCUGCACCCAGCGCCCGUGGUCACGAAAAUCAUGCGGUCCAAGGACCCUAAAAAUCAAAACCACGUCUCACCGCGUCGUCAGUGAUCGCCAUUUCUCAUUCUUCGUCGUUUCUUUUUCUCUCUCUAUUUUUUUUUCCCUUUUAACAAGAUCCUCGACAAGGGUGGACCUCGGCUCGUUAACGGCGACCCGCGUACUUGAGGGUCUCAAACCCAAGUACUUCAUAUUUCCCGAAACGGGAAACUUCAGAACUUUUAGAACGUCUUAAGGAACUAACCAAACGACUUCUGGUUAGGUUGAGACGCGCAAAUAAUUUUCUAUAAUUUUCCGGAAUUUAUAAUUAACGACCGAGGGAGAAACACCCGCGCCGCGAGCUUCAGUUCAUCACUUCGUCCUCGUUUACGACGAGGGCUGCGUUGUAGCGAUAUUAUUAAUUUCCACUUUUAUUUUCUUUUUUUAUUCUUCUCUUAAUCUAACCAUUAAUCAUUAGCGCGCCUCGUCGCGCAGCCUACAUAUGCAUAUAUUUUUUUACAUAGACCGUGGCCGGCGUUUCGCGUCGCCCCGUUGUCUCGCAGUCAGGUUGGCGCGCGGUUUAGUCUUUAUAUGUCUGUGGAUUUCCUUUUUCUAUUUUUCUCCUAUGUCGAGUCGUCCGUUGAAUGUCGUGCGCAUCACGAGCCUCGGAGAGGCGAGCUGCACUUCGUCGGAGGGAUUUUUAUCCGGUUUAUCCUCUUCCUCGUAGCCGUUGGGGGAGACCUUGAAGAGGGUCCACGACGGACAUGAGAGGACCGACGUCCUGGUGCUUUCAAAUCUCUGGUGUGUCGUCUUGUUGGGCGGGAGGACGUUUUCUAUGUCUCGGGCUCCUUUCCGAAGGACUGCCAUUAACCAGUCAGCUGUUGCGACUCACCAUUUGCCAUUUCCUCGUGACCGGUACACUUGUCAAAAACAGCUGACUGGUUAAGCGAGCACGAAUCGCCGGGACAUCCUGCCUCGUUCGGGCCCUGGCUUGAAAGUGAUCGUAAUAGUUUAUUAAAGAUUAUUGUAAAUCGAUGAGGUACGUACACGUGUCGCAAGGAAUAAAGCGGAAGGGGAUGGAAAGGUUGGUCCUGUUGUUGAAGGCGGAUCCGGAUCCCGUGUCCUGGGGCUCUCCUCUGGUUCCUUGAACUCAUACCUGGAAUAAUUCAUAUCUUUAUGGCUAUUGUAAUACAAUGAGAGUUACUUCAUUUUUUCACGUGGAUUACGUCGUACUGACCUGUUUCAUGGCUUUACACGAAUUAUUAAUUUAUUUUAUUUUCCUACAUGCAUUACGGCGUACAAAAUUAUUUCAUGGUUUAACAGGAAUGAUUAAUUUUUAUUUACAUGAAUUAUAACGCGGUGAAUUUUAUGACGCUGAAUAAGAGCGUGAUUAAUAAAGUAUGGGGAAUUUUUA
Orussus abietinus is the source of this 3305-nucleotide messenger RNA. RefSeq names its product protein ERGIC-53 (gene ergic53). The coding region runs from base 322 to 1860 and encodes 512 amino acids. Lineage: Eukaryota; Metazoa; Arthropoda; Insecta; Hymenoptera; Orussidae. Gene Ontology annotation, cellular component: endoplasmic reticulum-Golgi intermediate compartment; endoplasmic reticulum membrane; COPII-coated ER to Golgi transport vesicle. The record is from RefSeq and is a predicted model, not a curated record. Gene Ontology annotation, biological process: endoplasmic reticulum to Golgi vesicle-mediated transport; endoplasmic reticulum organization; Golgi organization. The transcript is spliced from 10 exons. Gene Ontology annotation, molecular function: D-mannose binding.